AUGGGUUCAACAUUAGUAGAAACAAUUAAUAUUAAUGCUAAAGAUUUUACAGAACAUUUUCUGACUUGUUCAACGUGCAUCAAUCAAUACUCGUCGGAUUCACAUGAACAUCAACCAAAACUAUUGCCAUGUUCACAUACAGUUUGUCGUCAAUGCUUAGAACAUAUUGUUAAUUCACAACCAAGAUCUGAUGCGAUUAAGUGUCCUAUCUGUCGAGAACAUAUUCUAUUACCUAGAGGUGGUGUCACUUCAUUUCCACCGUCAUUUUUAGUUAAUCAAUUACUUGACUUAAUGGUUAGUCAACGACGCGAUGUUAUUCCCAAAUGUGAUUCACAUACAAAUGAAGAACUACUAUUUUGUGAAACAUGCGAUAAGAUUUUUUGUCAAUUAUGUGAUCAACAUCAAAUAUCAGCUGAACAUACAGUCGUUCCAUUUUCAUUAGCAAUUAAACGUAUGAAUGAAAUCCUGUCAUUUAAAGCAUCAAAAACUACCAGUUGUUUGGAUCAUGCACUCGAAUUAGUUAACAAUGAAAUUCAACGACUGGAUAGUAGUAUGGAAAAAGCUGCUGAAGCUAUUGAUCGAUCGUUCAAUGAAAUAAAAAGCUAUGUUGAACAUCGCCGUCAUAAUUUAUUACAAUCACUGAAAACAACAAAAGAUUAUAAAUUAAAAGUUCUCAACGAUCAAUUAAAUGUUAUUUUGAAUGAAAAAUCUAAAAUUGAACUGGAAUGUGCUGCAUUUCAACAAGCAUCCGAUAUUCAUGUGUUAACUCAACGUAUACAAGAAUUGAAUGAUCGUAUUGAACGCAUGUCGUUGUUGGGUGAACCACGCGAAAAUUCGUUUAUGAAAUUUGAAUUUCGACAUAAUCAAGCUCUACAAGAUUUAGCACGUUCAUUAAAUAGUGUUGGCCGUAUACGUGUAUCAUCAACAUAUCCUCCAUUAUGUCGAGCAAAAAUUGAAGCACCUGUAGCUAAUCUUCAAUGUGCGAUACAGAUUGAAACAGUUGAUUACAAUGGAAAUAUACGUGUUGAUGGUGGUGAUCCAUUAACAGUUAAUAUUUGGGAUUCAUAUGGAAAAUUAUGUGAAUAUGAUUUAUAUGAUAAACAAAGUGGAGCAUAUACAAUUAUAUUUCGACCGCUAAUUAGUGGAAAUCAUAAAAUCGAUAUAAGAAUAUUUGAUCGUCCUAUAUCAGGUUCACCAUUUACAGUUGAUGUAACAAAACAUAAUAAUCCGUUAUGGACAUUCGGUAAACGGGGUCGAGGUGAACAUGAAUUAUCAAUGCCGGUGAGUGUUAUCGUCGAUAACCGAAAUGAGCGAGAACAAGUAUAUAUACUCGAUCCAGGAAAUAGUCGAAUUAAAUGUCUUACAGUGGAUGGAAAAUUUAUUGAACAUCUCGUAGCUGACUCUCUGGUUGAACCAACAAGUACUGGUUUAGCUUAUCGUUCAUCUACAUCAACAUUCUAUUUGCUUGAUUGGAAAAGUAAAUUUAUAACUGAAUUCACAUUAUUCAAUUCCAAUUCAUCAUCAGCACAUCUCAAUAAUAGUCGAAUUCAUAUAAAUCAUCAAGUAACAUGUUCAUUAUUUAAUGAACCUGUUCAAAUAGCUCUAUUUGAACAACAUUUUAAUUCUUUACUAAUAUGCGACAAUAAUACAUUAUUAAUUAUUGAUAGUCGUACAGGUGAUUUGAUAAAUAAAAUUGAUAUACGUUCAUUUGGUAUAAAAACUAUAAAAGCAUUCACAAUCGGUUUACAAGACGAAAUUAUACUUAGCGAUCAUCGUAUACAUGUAUUAUCAUACGAAGGAAAAUAUAUGCGGCAAAUAUCAUCCGUAAAUCAACAACAAAUUGUUGAUGUCGAUAUACAUAUAACGCAUGAACCACCUGAUCUCAUUGCAUCACAUCAUAAACAAUCGUUAACAUUACCUCAACAUACAAAAUCUAUGAAUAGUCAAACAACAAAAGGAGGAUUUUAUACAGCGCUUUGUGUAGAUAAAAAUGGUCUUCUGUUAGCUGGCAAAUGUGAGAAAGAUGGAAAUGCACAUAUUGAAAUCUAUGAUAAUCAAGGUCAUUUAUUACGUAUUAUUGAUUCUUAUAACCAAAGAUUAAGACGUCCAUGUUCAUUAACAACAACUCAGGAUGGCUGUGUACUCUGUGUUGAUCUAACAACAGAUUCAGUACGAAAAUAUCGAUAUGCUUAA
Molecule: messenger RNA, 2193 nt
Organism: Rotaria socialis
Lineage: Eukaryota; Metazoa; Rotifera; Eurotatoria; Philodinida; Philodinidae
Source: the annotation of a GenBank genome assembly